AUGGAAUAUGAGCGCAGAGCAGUGGUAGUAGCUUCUUUUCGCGUCGGGAAGAAGCCUGCUGAAGUGAUGGCCUGGACCGACGAGUUCGUCACCGCCGUCAAGAAGACAGUAGAAAAUGAUGGAAGCCAGAGCUACGCCAAGAUCACCGCUGACAUGGGCUGUCACAAGUCGACGAUCUGCCGAACGAUCAAAAAGGACAUUGAUUACUCCUCCUACCGCAAGUCUCACUGCAUGCUCAUCACGAAUGCCUCUAAGGAGUCGAGGAAGGUCAAGGCGGUGGCUUUGCUGAACGAGCUCGAACACGGGUCCGCCGGGAUGCUGAGGUUCUUCUCUCAUGAAAAAAAUUUCAUCCAGGACAAGACGAGCAACAGGCAGAACGGCAGGUGGAUGUUCCCCUCCAUCAUGGUCCUUGGCAUCAUCUCCAGGCCUGAGAGCACCGCUGAGAUCUACCAGGAGGUGCCGAGGAGGGUGGUGAAGCCCUCGAUCGACGAGAUCGUCGCUGGACGCCCCUACGUCUUUCAGCAGGACUCCGCUCCUGCACACAAGGCCAAGACGACCCAAGCGUGGCUGCUCAACAAUGUUCUUCACCACUGGUCGCCGGAUUUGUGGACACCCGACUUCAACCUCCUUGACUAA
Acanthosepion pharaonis is the source of this 636-nucleotide messenger RNA. Lineage: Eukaryota; Metazoa; Mollusca; Cephalopoda; Sepiida; Sepiidae. The record is from the annotation of a GenBank genome assembly.